Plasmodium gonderi is the source of this 300-nucleotide messenger RNA. Its product is annotated as small ubiquitin-related modifier. The coding region runs from base 1 to 300 and encodes 99 amino acids. Gene Ontology annotation, cellular component: nucleus. Gene Ontology annotation, biological process: protein sumoylation. The record is from RefSeq and is a predicted model, not a curated record. Lineage: Eukaryota; Apicomplexa; Aconoidasida; Haemosporida; Plasmodiidae. Gene Ontology annotation, molecular function: protein tag activity; ubiquitin-like protein ligase binding. The transcript is spliced from 2 exons.
AUGGCAGACGAACCCUCAGCAGCAAACAAUGCCAGUGGAACAGCCAACAACCAAGGAGAACACAUUCAGGUUAAAGUACGAUCACCUGAUGGAGCUGAAGUAUUUUUUAAAAUAAAAAGAAAAACCAAAUUAGAGAAACUGAUGGAGGUUUAUUGCAAUCGCCUUGGGCAAUCCAUGGAAGCAGUUCGAUUUUUAUAUGACGGAGACAGGAUUCAUGGGGAAAAUACACCAGAUCAAUUGGGUAUUGAAGAUGGAGAUGUCAUUGACGCGAUGGUGCAACAAACAGGAGGAUAUUUUUAA